AUGGUGGAACAGGUGCAACAAGGUGCAGUCGCCAGAUCAGCCGGCGAAUUAGCUGCAGUACCCGUUCCGACUCCAGCCAAGCCAAACAGUGCUCCUGCUGAAGAAUCUUCUCACAUGGAUCAAUCAACAAAUGCUAUGAUUCCCAAUCCACCAGAGUUUGAUGCAGUUCGCAAACAACUGGAAGCAAUGCCACGCACGGAUGCCUAUGGUCCAUGGAGACAAGUGAGACAUACCACCAAAAGACCUCCCGAGUAUCUGAGCAGACCUCCAGUCAUGCAACAAGAUGAUUUUUCUGAGAUGAUGCAGGAAAUGGGGAUUCUUCCAAAAGAGAAGCCAGCGCUGAACAAGACGGAGAUCGACCAGCAGUUCGAGCACGUUUAUCAGGCCCUGAAGCUGAGACAAGUGAUCAGAAGCACCUCUGCCGCUCCUUUACUCUGCAGUGCUUGCGUAAUCAUGGCGUCCUCGAAUGGAGCUGAUUUCGACAUGACUCAGGCUGUCGCCAUCAUCAAUGUCCUGCGCCAGACUGGAAUGUGGGACCAAGCUCUCAAGGCCGCUGAUCGAGCUGCGAUGAGUCAGUUUGAGUCGGGGAAAAGUGACAGCUCUCAUGGAGCCAUGCAUGAUGGCAGCAAACGUCGGCUGUUUGCUGAUGCUCCGGGAAGCUUCAGUGAUGAUGCAGAAGAGUUCGGCGUGAUCUCAAUGACCGGCGCUGAGGCUCCGAAGCAAGAGCCGAUCCUUCCAAGUGCAGCCGUUCAUGUAAAGAGCUGGCUCACCAAUCCACGUGCCUGUGCUGCUUUUCAGAGUUUUAUUUGUCAAAGCACGAUCGCCAAAAAGGUGAUCAGAAGCACCUCUGCCGCUCCUUUACUCUGCAGUGCUUGCGUAAUCAUGGCGUCCUCGAAUGGAGCUGAUUUCGACAUGACUCAGGCUGUCGCCAUCAUCAAUGUCCUGCGCCAGACUGGAAUGUGGGACCAAGCUCUCAAGGCCGCUGAUCGAGCUGCGAUGAGUCAGUUUGAGUCGGGGAAAAGUGACAGCUCUCAUGGAGCCAUGCAUGAUGGCAGCAAACGUCGGCUGUUUGCUGAUGCUCCGGGAAGCUUCAGUGAUGAUGCAGAAGAGUUCGACGUGAUCUCAAUGACCGGCGCUGAGGCUCCGAAGCAAGAGCCGAUCCUUCCAAGUGCAGGAACCACCGUUCCCUUGGUUCCAACCUGCAAGUUGCCUCCGGGAGUGGAGUCAAUUGAGAUGUGGGGAAAGACUAUUUGCACGUUGCCGAAGAUGGCAAACCGCAGGUGCACCUAUGAGAAGUUGAUUCAGGAAGCUGGCGUGAAUGCCGAGACCAAAGAAUACUUGGCAUGGAUCAGUCGCAAUGCUCACAAGUCAGCGAAGGCAGCUGAUCUGAAGAGCUAUAUGCAAGCUAUGAAGUAUGACCCGAACAAGGUCACCGGAGUGAAUUACCCAGGCACCACUGCAAUUCGAGAGUUUGGAGAAUGA
Messenger RNA from Cladocopium goreaui, 1482 nucleotides. The record is from the annotation of a GenBank genome assembly. NCBI's taxonomy places the organism in Eukaryota, Dinophyceae, Suessiales, Symbiodiniaceae.